Patiria miniata (bat star) is the source of this 1183-nucleotide messenger RNA. Its product is annotated as phosphatidylglycerophosphatase and protein-tyrosine phosphatase 1-like. Gene Ontology annotation, molecular function: phosphatidylinositol-4,5-bisphosphate 5-phosphatase activity; phosphatidylglycerophosphatase activity; protein tyrosine/serine/threonine phosphatase activity. The transcript is spliced from 5 exons. The record is from RefSeq and is a predicted model, not a curated record. Gene Ontology annotation, biological process: protein dephosphorylation. The coding region runs from base 223 to 801 and encodes 192 amino acids. NCBI's taxonomy places the organism in Eukaryota, Metazoa, Echinodermata, Asteroidea, Valvatida, Asterinidae.
CGCUGAAGCGUAACAUUGUACGUAGGUUAGUCAUGCACACGGUUUGUGGUGGUGGUGAAAUUUUGCAACGCUUCAACUUCAAGUUGAGUUUCACUAAAAUUUAUUGCUUUUUUGGCAGUUUGUUACCCCGGAGCUGUUGGUGGAUCUCAGGUGAGAAUCGGAGGUCACGGUCCCAACUUCACUGCGCUCAUCUGUCAGCCUGUCCAGGCAGAUUCCGUGGGUAUGGGGUCCAGGAUUUUAUUCUACCCUACCCUGGGCUUCAAUGUCUUCAUGAAGAGUGUGUCGUCGCGGGAAUGGUACGACCGGAUCGACCCUACGGUGCUACUGGGGGCGCUUCCACUGAGAAGUAAAAACAUUGCGCAAGAGGUCGUAGAAAAGGAGAACGUAAAAGCAGUCAUUGCCAUGAACGAAGACUUUGAGCUGAAGAGAUUUGUCACAACAAGAGAGGAAUGGGCCAAGCUGGGAGUGGAUUGCCUUCACCUGCCGACGGUAGACUUCACAGAGGCUCCUAGUAUGGACAAGCUGGAGCGCGGUGUCCAGUUCAUCCUGGAAUACGCCGAGAGACAAGAGUCGGUUUACGUCCAUUGCAAGGCUGGACGGACACGCAGCGCUACUCUGGUUGGCUGCUACCUGAUGCAUGUGAACAAAUGGACCCCCCAGGAGGCACAGAUCUUCAUCCAGACCAAGCGACAUCACAUCAUCAUGAAGGAUAAGCACUUCCGGGCCAUGUACAGGUACUACGACAAGCAUGUCAAGAGUCAAAGGGCGGGUCACAAGGUCGAUUUGUCAACAGACGACUAGCAAAAUCACCCAUCGUAGGCACCAUUUCCUAAAUGUUAGGUUCCACAAAACUUUGAUCCACAUUCAAAUUGUUUAGUCCAAAUUUCAGAUUGCUUAGGUACAGAAGGGACUUUGUUGUAGACUCAUUAACCCAUGGAGCAGCCUAUCAAAAAAAUCACACCGUGGAACCACGUGGAGAAUUUUAUCACCACAUGUGUUUAUAGGUCAAUAACCCUGGCAUGCCUGUAUACUGGUAUAUGCACAAGAUAAAGGUAAUUUACAUGGCCAUGGAUUGUUUAUAACCUGUCUGGGCUCCUGGCAGCACGAAGGGUUGACACAAAGGGAUCGGCGACACUUAGGGCUGGCCACUAAGAUCUCCAAAUACUGCACAAAGGCAUUGGAC